GCCCCUUUUUGUGCUACAUGAAUGACAGCGCUCCCCCAUUAAUCCUAAUCCGGGAGAACAAGACCUGGGCAGAGGCGCUGGACUACUGCAGAGAGAAUUACAAUGAUCUGGUCUCCGUGUAUGACAGACACAUCCAGGGAUGGGCUGCAGAGAAAGCCAAGCUGGCUGACUCUCCGUACGUGUGGCUGGGGAUACGCUACACCUGCACUAUGGGCUUCUGGUUCUGGGUCGGCGGCCAGCAGCCCUGCUAUGAGAACUGGGCCCAGGGGAAGGGGACUGGAGACUGUGAAAUGUCUGGGGCCAUGGAGAGAGCGGGGGACAGUCAGUGGUUCAGUCUGUCUGAUGCUCAGAGGCUCAACUUCAUCUGCAGCAACAACACAAAUGUUGACUGACUUAACAUUUUGUCCUUGAGGUGGUGAUGAUCUGUUUCUGUUUUUCAUUCAAACUUCUUUGUUAAAUGGAAUGUAAAAAGGGCACACAAAUAAAAUGAAUAAUGAUAUCUUUAAGGGA
This is a messenger RNA of Myripristis murdjan (pinecone soldierfish), 510 nucleotides long. RefSeq names its product snaclec 5-like. The coding region runs from base 18 to 392 and encodes 124 amino acids. NCBI's taxonomy places the organism in Eukaryota, Metazoa, Chordata, Actinopteri, Holocentriformes, Holocentridae. The transcript is spliced from 2 exons. The record is from RefSeq and is a predicted model, not a curated record.